Molecule: messenger RNA, 3054 nt
Organism: Saccoglossus kowalevskii
Lineage: Eukaryota; Metazoa; Hemichordata; Enteropneusta; Harrimaniidae
Product: interferon-induced helicase C domain-containing protein 1-like
Biological process (GO): antiviral innate immune response; cytoplasmic pattern recognition receptor signaling pathway
Cellular component (GO): cytoplasm
Molecular function (GO): ATP binding; double-stranded RNA binding; single-stranded RNA binding
Source: RefSeq, a predicted model, not a curated record
AUGUCUUCACUGAAUUCUACGCAUACUUGCCGUAACAACAGUUUAGAGGAGGAACCGGACUAUGAAGACCCGAUUGAGAUCAAGGUUCUUCGAAAACAACGGGGCGAUUUUAUGCAUGGCAUUAUACCGUCGCAGAUUGUCCCUCAUUUGACAUGUCUGACCCGUGCUGACGAAUCGUGUAUCCUGGCUGCGACAUCACGGAAAGGUGAUAUAGAAGGCGCGGGAGUUCUAUUAUAUCACCUCAUGACAAAAAAAGAUGUCUGGUAUGAAGAUUUGUUGAAAGCACUUCGUAACAAUGACGUGAAGCUGGAACACCUAGCCACAUCACUCGAGAACGAAGUGAAGAAAAGAAAGGAAGAGGUAUAUGAUAUAGAAAUGACAUGUGAAGAUAGCUACAGUGAAAGUUAUGACACGGGAAAUCUCGAGUCUCCGCCAAGCCAGAACUGCAAUCAAGUAUAUGCUUGUCAUAUCAUUACAGAAUCUGGAACUAAACCUGGAAUCAAAACUGAGUUACAUGUUCCGGGUGUACCUGAUUACCCACCCCCACCUUACUCAAAAGUCGAGCACGGUUAUGAUCAAGCUCUAUCUGUCGAUAAUGAAGGUUGCCAUGGCGAUGUCAUCAAGCAAGAUGGUGGCAAUAUUCAGUCUAAAAGAGUGUAUGAGAGUGAAGAAACAGCAAAAGAAAGUUUAGAGAAAGAGGUAAUAAGUCCAGCUGCAGAAUCUACACCAGUAGGUACCAGUGAGAGUCAAACAAGACAUGUCAUAAACUAUGAAGUCCUAAAACCCCGUGGUUACCAGGAGGAACUUGCUGGGCCAGCCUGUAAGGGAUUAAAUUCUAUUAUAUGUGCACCUACGGGUACAGGAAAAACACACGUAGCUAUGAUGGUGUCCAAGAAUCACAUGCACCGUGCUAUGGAAGUCCAAGCAGCAGGAAAUAGCAGCACCAAUGCUCAGACUUUUGUCACUGUGCAAAACCCUGACAAUAAAGUCGAGCUCGAAAAGUACGUCAGUAUACCCGAUAAAUUCACUACAAUCGCCGCCACGAGAUCUCCUGACCCUUUCCAAGACAGAAUUGCUGAAACUAUGGCAGAAAUCGAACACAAGACUGGCGAUAUCGAGAGUGAAGAAACAGCAAAAGAAAGUUUAGAGAAAGAGGUAAUAAGUCCAGCUGCAGAAUCUACACCAGUAGGUACCAGUGAGAGUCAAACAAGACAUGUCAUAAACUAUGAAGUCCUAAAACCCCGUGGUUACCAGGAGGAACUUGCUGGGCCAGCCUAUAAGGGAUUAAAUUCUAUUAUAUGUGCACCUGUGGGUACAGGAAAAACACACGUAGCUAUGAUGGUGUCCAAGAAUCACAUGCACCGUGCUAUGGAAGUCCAAGCAGCAGGAAAUAGCAGCACCAGCAAGGGAAAGAUACUGUUAAUUGUCCACAUGAAUCGCCUCCUUAACCAGACAUAUAAGCGUUUUAAGACGUACCUACCAUUGUUUAAAACUGGAAAAAUUAGUGGGGUUACUACCUCGAAACUAACAUUUGAACACUUGGCUAAGAUCAACGACAUUGUCAUAACGACAGCUGGUUUCUUUGAAAACAUCCUAGAAAAGAAAACUACAUCAAUAUCAGCCUUUUCUCUGAUAAUUAUAGAUGAGUGUCACUAUGCUAUGAAAAACCAUUCUUACAACCGCAUAAUGACAGAGUAUCUAAAAAUCAAGCUAGCUGGUUGUUCUGCCCAGCUUCCACAGAUUGUCGGUUUGACAGCAUGCCCUGGAACUGGAGGUAAAAGUCAACUCCAGGCUGCACAAACACAUUUAUUGAAACUAUGUGCAAACUUAGAUGCUCAGACUUUCGUCACUGUGCAAAAUCCUGACAAUAAAAUCGAGCUCGAAAAGUACGUCAGUAAACCCGAUAAAUUCACUACAAUCGCCGCCACGAGAUCUCCUGACCCUUUCCAAGACAGAAUUGCUGAAAUUAUGGCAGAAAUCGAACACAAGACUGGCGAUAUCGAAACAUGCCCACAACGAGGCACAGAGGAAUAUGAACAAUUCAUCAUCACAACGAGGAAUGAAACAUUAAAUGGGAAUAAACAUGAGACUGUACAGUGUUGUGAACACCUGAUUCAAUACAAUAAAGCUCUGCAAAUAAGUAGCAUGUGUCGCAUGAGUGAUGGGUUAAAGAUAAUAGACGGCUUCUACAAUGAACGAUGGCAGCGGGGUCAGCACGAGACCACUUCUAUUGAGAAGUAUCUGUACAAACUAUUCAGACGUAAUUCCAGUGAGCUGUUUGACAUUAGUGAAGAUGAAAACAAAUAUCCGAAUCCCAAAGUUUUGAAAUUGAAAGAAAAUCUUGCUGAAGAAAUUAAAAAAAUGGACGAAGAACUCAGAGGAAUUAUUUUUGUGAAAACAAGGGCUUUGGCACGAGCAAUAUACGAGUGUAUUGUCGACGAUAAAACACUGAAAUCACUGAAACCCGCUAUCUUGGUUGGAGUUAAAUCGACGGGUGUGGAGUGUAUGACGCAAGCUGAGCAAGAUACCCGUCUGCGAAAGUUUGCACUUGGACAUUGCAAGCUGUUGGUGGCAACAAGUGUUGCCGAAGAAGGGUUAGACAUCAAAGAGUGCCAUAUGUUAAUCAGAUACAACUAUUCAACCAAUGUGAUAUCACUGAGGCAGUCAAGUGGUCGAGCACGUGCGCUGGAGAGCACAGAACAUUUCAUUGGAGAUGAAGAUCUUGCUACGCGAGAUAGUGUAAAUGUUUUUCUCGACCAGCAAAUGGAAAAAGCGAUAGACUUGAUUCAAGAUAUGCCGCAGGCGCAACUGCAAGGCACUGUGCGACAUACACAAAUGAAUGACAUUGCUGAAGUUUAUGAAAAAGAAUCGAAACACAUUCCUGUCAAAUUCAAGUCAAAUUCUGUCAAAUUGUAUUGCACUGGGUGUGGCAAAUAUGUAUGUAACGGAAAUGACGUAUAUAUUUAUGAUGAGAGCUCCCAUAUAAUUGUAGAUAAGGCCAUUAUUAAAAACAUCGCCACCAUAAUGACCACAAGAAGCGUGAUGCUGGGAUAA